AGCGCUUCUACAACCACCACGAGCACCCCUCCAACCACAACUACUGCCGCACCAACCACAAUCUCCUCUCCAACCACCAUGACUACUGCUCCAACCACCACAGUCACUCCAACCACUACCAGGGCUUUUCCAACUACAAGCACUGCUCCAACCACUACAAGCGCUUCUACAACCACCACUGCUGCUUCAACCAGUACCGGUGCUGUUCCAAGUACAACCAGUGCUUCUCCAACUACAACUGCUGCUCCAACCACCACGAGCACCCCUCCAACCACAACUACUGCCGCACCAACCACAAUCAGCGCCACAUCAACUACAAGCACUGCUCCAACCACUACAAGCGCGUCUACAACAACCACUGCUGCUUCAACCGGUACCGGUGCUGUUCCAAGUACAACCAGUGCUUCUCCAACUACAACUGCUGCUCCAACCACCACAGUCGCGCCAACAUCUACCAGUGCUUUUCCAACUACAAGCGUUGCGCCAACCAGCAUGAGCGCCACACAUACUACAAGCACUUCUCCAACAACCACCAGCGCUUCUUCACCCACCAUGAGCACCCCUCCAACCACCACUGCUUCUCCAACCUCUACUGGUGCCGCUCCAACUACAAGUGCUGCUCCAACCACCACCAGCGCUUCUACAACCACCACGAGCACCCCUCCAACCACAACUACUGCUGCACCAACCACAAUCUCCUCUCCAACCACCACGACUACUGCUCAAACCACCACAGUCACUCCAACCACUACCAGUGCUUCUCCAACUACAAGCACUGCUCCAACAACCACAAGUGCUUCUACAACCACUACCGGUGCUGCUUCAACUACAAGCACUGCUCCAACCACCACAGUCACUCCAACCACUACCAGGGCUUUUCCAACUACAAGCACUGCUCCAACCACUACAAGCGCUUCUACAACCACCACUGCUGCUUCAACCAGUACCGGUGCUGUUCCAA
This is a messenger RNA of Micropterus dolomieu (smallmouth bass), 961 nucleotides long. RefSeq names its product mucin-5AC-like. The record is from RefSeq and is a predicted model, not a curated record. The annotation marks the transcript as partial. The transcript is spliced from 2 exons. Lineage: Eukaryota; Metazoa; Chordata; Actinopteri; Centrarchiformes; Centrarchidae.